Molecule: messenger RNA, 2771 nt
Organism: Microcebus murinus (gray mouse lemur)
Lineage: Eukaryota; Metazoa; Chordata; Mammalia; Primates; Cheirogaleidae
Gene: GPNMB
Product: glycoprotein nmb
Biological process (GO): cell adhesion
Cellular component (GO): plasma membrane
Molecular function (GO): integrin binding
Source: RefSeq, a predicted model, not a curated record
UCUCAUAAAUGCAGAACCACAAAAUUGAAAUAGCGCGGAUCUGAAAAGUGAAUAAAUAGAUGCCAGGGGGGAGUGAGUCACAAGCACAUGAGUUGUAAGAGGUUGAACUUGAGAGACCAGAUCAGGCAAUGCUGCUUAAUACCAUCACAUGACCCGCCCCAGGCCCUGUAUUUAAUUAAAAUGAAGCGUGGGGCGCAGCAGACUGCAGAAGCACACACCGUUGCUCUUCGCGGAUGGGGCCACAGGAGCUAAAAGUUAAACCUUGAUUGCCUCAGUCUCUGAGAAUUCAGCAUGGAACGUCUCUGCUAUUUCCUGGGAUUUCUGCUUCUGGCUGCAAGAUUGCCACUUGACUCCGCCAAACGAUUUCAUGAUGCGCUGGGCAAUGAAGGACUUCCUGGUUAUGUGAGGGAGCACAACCAGUUGGAUGGCUGGUCUUCUGAUGAAAAUGAAUGGAAUGAAAAACUCUACCCAGUGUGGAAGAGGGGAGAUGAGAAGUGUAAAAACUCCUGGAAAGGGGGCUGCGUGAAGGCGGUCCUGACCAGCGACUCCCCAGCACUGGUGGGCUCCAAUAUAACGUUUGUGGUGAACCUGGUGUUCCCCAGAUGCCAAAAGGAAGAUGCCGAUGGCAACAUAGUCUACGAGAAGAACUGCAGAAAUGAGACCGGUUUAUCUACCGACCCAUAUGUUUACAACUGGACAGCUUGGUCAGAAGACAGUGACUGGGGCAAUGGCAGCGGCCAAAGCCACCAUCACGUGUUCCCUGACGGGAAGCCUUUUCCUCACCACCAUGGAUGGAAGAAAUGGAAUUUUGUCUACGUCUUCCACACACUUGGUCAGUAUGACCAGAAACUGGGACGGUGUUCAGCAAGAGUUUCUCUGAACACAGCCAACGUGACACUUGGCCCUCAACUCAUGCAAGCGACGGUCUAUAGAAGGCACAGGCGGACAUACGUUCCCAUCGCACAAGUCAAGGACGUGUACGUGGUAACGGAUCAGAUUCCUGUAUUUGUGACUAUGUCCCAGAAGAACAAUCGAAAUGCAUCUGAUGAAACCUUCCUCAAGGAUCUCCCCAUUACGUUUGAUGUCCUGAUUCACGAUCCUAGCCACUUCCUCAAUGAGUCUGCCAUUGACUACAAGUGGAACUUCGGGGAUAACACUGGCCUGUUUGUUUCCAACAAUCAUUCUUUGAAUCACACGUAUGUGCUCAACGGAACCUUUAGCCUUAACCUCACUGUGCAAGCUGCAGUGCCUGGACCUUGUCCGCCACCGUCACCCAGACCUCCACAGCCCACCUCUUCAGCAACUACCCUAAAAUCAUAUUCAAAUGCCCCAGGACGGGCUGGCGACGACUCCCUGGAGCAGAGUGAGAGUCUUGAUGAAAACUGCCAGAUCUACAGAUACGGCCACUUUAAAGCCACCAUCACGAUUGUGGAGGGAAUCCUAGAGGUUAACAUCAUCCAGAUGACAAAUGUCCUGAUGCCCAUGCCACAGCCUGACCAUGCCCUCAUCGACUUCGUUGUGACCUGCCUGGGGACCAUUCCCACCGAGGUCUGUACCAUCGUCUCUGACCCCACCUGCCAGGUCGCUGAGAGUGCAAUCUGCGACCCCGUGCAAGUGGGCAACACGUGCCUGCUGACCGUGAGAAGAGCCUUCGGCAGGUCCGGGACAUACUGCGUGAACCUCACACUGGGUGACGACACCAGUCUGGCCCUCACCAGCACCAUGAUCUCUGUUCCCGGCAGAGACCCAGCCUCCCCUCUAAGACUGGCAAAUGGUGCCCUCAUCUCCGUUGGCUGCUUGGCCUUAUUUGUCACUGCGAUCGCCCUCUUGGUGUUCAAAAAACACAAGGAAUACAAGCCAAUAGAAAGUAGUCCUGGAAAAGUGGUCAAAAGCAAAGGCCUGAAUGUCUUCCUCAACCGUGCAAAGGUGGUGUUCUUCCCAGGAAACCAGGAGAAGGACCCACUGCUCAAGAACAAACCUGGAAUUCUUUAAAUAUCAGCUUUACUUCUGAAGCUCGCUCUUCAGCACCAUGUAUGUGAGCUGUGCUGGAGUGGAUGACUAUUAACUUUUUUUUUUCCCAAAAGGUUACUGUAAAAUAGAUAUUGUGGUUUAGGGAGGUUGACUUUUUCAGCAGGUUAAAUGACAUUUUAAAGAAAUGCAAGGGAAUGAUACCGAGGGCAGCCUUAGCCAUGUUGUAUAACCGAUAGAACAACUUAGAAGCGCUUCCUUUUGUUACUUUUUAUGUUUCACUUAUAUUGCUUUAGGUGGCUAGUAGGAUAGACAUAGCAUGUCCCAGAGUAGGGGGAAAAGCUACUGUUCAUUAGAAUCUGACCCAGGUUAACUGGGAAGAGAGGCUGAAUACUUUCUAGCGUUCCAUACAUGCAUAAAACCAAUGUAGCCCGUCCUUAAGGUCCUGUUCCAAGGUAACUGAGUCCUAUUUCAAUGAACAUGCAUGAGCUACUAACAGAACAACAGCAGACCCAAGCCUUCAUGAAGAUGUGCUUGCUUGUCAUACUCAGAAAAAAUACUAAUCUAAUAAAUGAGUGUGAGUAUUUUGGUGACAACCUUCUCUCUGUCCAGCUGAGUAAAGGAAUGAUGUCUAUUCAUUCAUUUAUUCCAUGGACAUUUAUUUAGCACUUUCUGUAUUAUACCAGGCAUGAUGCUAAGUUCAUGGUCCCUGCACCCAAAGAGUUGAUCCCCUUAUGUUUAUAUCUGAAUUUCUGUAUACUCUGGUGCACAUAUUUGAAAUCAUAUAUUGUGAUUUUCCAGAG